Gallus gallus (chicken) is the source of this 8612-nucleotide messenger RNA. RefSeq names its product calpain 7 (gene CAPN7). Gene Ontology annotation, molecular function: calcium-dependent cysteine-type endopeptidase activity. Gene Ontology annotation, biological process: proteolysis. The record is from RefSeq and is a predicted model, not a curated record. The transcript has 21 exons. NCBI's taxonomy places the organism in Eukaryota, Metazoa, Chordata, Aves, Galliformes, Phasianidae. The coding region runs from base 2436 to 4745 and encodes 769 amino acids.
GGGACCAGAGCGGGCGCUACCAGGAGGCCGUCUUCUACUAUAAGGUGCGGCGGGGGAAGGCCUAGGGGCGGGCGCUUACGGCGGGGGAUGGCGGAAGGCCGCGCGGAAAGUUUGUCCACCCCCGGUUAGAGCGGCGCAGCCCGGCGGUGUGAGGGUGGGGCUGGGCCGGGUGGCGAUCGUUGGCGUUUAUCAGCGUUUGCUGAACGUUACUGGAGAUCAGGCGGUGGCUGUGAGCACAGGGAGGCGGUGGGCAGUGCGUUUCAGCAGUGGUGGCAGUGGGUCACCUCUGCUGGUGCAGGUUUGUGUGAGGGCAGCGUGCAGGCUCCUGUUCACGACUGGCAAAAAUGCACGGCUAAUGGUGGUGACAGCGCUGAAAAACUGUGUGCUGUAGCUGAGAAUUUGUUCUGUGAGAAUUCGUUCGGAUAGUGUUAUUGUGCUCUUUGUAUCAGUUGUCAUUUUCAUGGAAAUAAAUAGGAGGCAUUACUUUUGGGGUGACCCAUGUAGAAAGACCAUACUUGGGUUUCUGUGUGAAAGGAUAGCAUCAUAGAACGGCUUGGAUUGAAAUUUCUCCUAUUCUGGGAGAGAUUCCUACAUGGGAAGAGGAAUAUCUGCAUUUAGCCUUCGUUGUUAGCUUAGGGUGACCUAAGUUUACUAUGGGAAGUGUGUGUACAAAAGUUGUAAUUAGCAGUAAUAAUGCUGAUAAGGUCUGUGCCUCUCGGCAACACAUGCAUGAUAUCUGUUAGCUGUGCACAUACUGCUUUGUGACAGCACACUUCUGACACAUCUGCAAGAACCUGUCAGCUGCUCCUCAGAAGAAAACCAUCUUUUUUUUUGUGCAAAUAAUCACUCUUCUGCUUUUUCAUACAGCACACAGGAAAUUAUUUUCCCGUGCUGCGUUUAGGUGAUGCUUCUAAAAUCAGAAAGACACCCCUCAUCCCUCAGGCUAAAUGCAGCAAGGAGAAUGCUUUGUGGUUUGCACAUGUGAGGACACAGAGCACUGUGAGUAUGGGCACUGCUCUGCACAAUGAAAGCUUUGGAUCACAGCUCUGCAGAUAGAGGUUUUGAUGCUCAGACAGGAGGUUCCUCACAGCACAAAAUCAGGUGUUGGUUCUUGUAUCACCUUCUGUGUGAAGGUAUCUGACCUGUUACCAGCUUUUUUAUUAUCUGUUUGUGCGUUUAGUAAGCACACAGGUGAGAAAUUGGAUUCUGCAAGUACUUGACCUGAGCAUGAAGCAUGGGAAAUGUCACUUCUUGUUGCUGAUAGACAACAAACAGAAUGUCUGAAUGGAUUUGCUGUCUGUUUGCUUGCGAUGGAUCAGAAAUACCAGCUCCGAACCACGCCUACAUCCUAUGACAGCUGGCAUUGGCACUGCAGCUUAAUGCAUAAGGGUCUGUUUGCACCUUGAAACCAGGUAGAACAGUUGUGGUCCAAAUCAGGGAAAUCAUCAGUUAUGCAUGGAUUUGGAGGCACUGGUUUGAAGAUCUCUGUAUUUUUCAUCAUGCUCACCAUUGCAAUACAGCAGCACCUCUGCUACUGGUGUGCCACAGAUGUGUGUGCACUCCUGGAGCAGAUGUCUGUAAUGUGUUUUUCUCAAAGCUAGUUGUAUGCUAGACGUUAGCAGUACUUAAUUGCUACAUUUAAAUGAAACUGGACACAUGUUUGCCUUUCUGUUGCUGUGAGCACUUCACGUGGUGUAAUACUUGAAUGGAGCUUACAAGCAGGAGAUGAACUGACUUUAUGCAGGUUGAUAGUGAUAGAACAAGGGGGAGUGGGUUUAAACUGGAAGAGGGGAGGUUUAGGUUAGAUGCCAGGAAUAAACUCUUCACUCAGAGGGCAGUGAGGCCCUGGCACAGCUGCCCAGAGAAGCUGUGGUGCCCCAUCCCUGGAGGUGCUCAAGGUCAGGUUGGAUGGGGCCCUGGGCAGCCUGAGCUGGUGAGUGGCAGCCCUGCCCAUGGCAGGGGGUUAGCACUGGUGGGUGGGCUUUGGGGACCCUUUCAAUGUGAUUCUAUGAUUAUGAUGAUGGAUGUUGACAGGGUGUAUGCAGUGCUUGCUUCUGUGAUGCUCAGCAGUAAAAUAUUAACCCUGAUAAAUAAAGGUUGUAUUAGGAUUGGUUCUAAGCUUGGGCAGAUAGGGUGGGUGCAUGUGGGAGUAAAUUGACAGCUUUGGCAAAAUCAUAGCCACAAAGCAAGCGAGAGCCCCUCUGGCCCCAGCUCUGUGCUUGCCCUGCACAGAGCCGUCUUCCUGAAGACCAUCGCUGGAGAGCAGCACUGACAGUUAUUGUUCUGCUGCCUACAUACGUGCCUGCUACGUGACUGCCUCCUUCCCUCACCCGCUGCUGCUGGGAAGGAGAGCGCUGCUGUGCGAAUGUGGGUUGUUGGGUUUUUUCCCCUAUGCCAAUAAUGAGGAAGCUGCACAAGCCUUGAUUUAUGCUGGCAUGGCAGGGUCAAGCUUGGAAAAUAUUCAAGAAAAAAUUAAUGAGUAUUUGGAGAGAGUUCAAGCUCUCCAUUCAGCAGUUCAAUCUCAGAACACAGACCCUCUGAAGUCAAAACAGCAGUUGGACUUGGAGCGUGCUCACUUCCUAGUUACACAGGCUUUUGAUGAAGAUGAUAAAGGCAAUGCAGAAGAAGCUAUAGAGUUGUACACGGAAGCGGUGGAGCUCUGUUUGAAAACAGCUACAGAAACUUCAGAAGCAGGCCUGCAGUCAAAACUGAAACAACUGGCUCGGCAAGCAUUAGAUAGAGCAGAAGCACUGAAAGUAUCGAUGUCAAAGUCAUCUCAGAAGGAGAAGUCAACUGCUGCUAAACCAAAUCAGCCCGUCAGAACAUUCUUUCCACUGGGACCUGACUUUUCUUUAAAUGAUAAACCACAGACAAUCAGAGCAGUGCAAGCUAGUGAAUCUCAAGGUCAGAGGUACACUGCAGAGGAGAUUGAAGUACUCAGAAAGACUUCAAAAAUUAAUGGCAUUGAAUAUGUCCCUUUCAUGAGCGUUGAUCUGAGGGAACGUUUUGCCUUCCCUAUGCCAUUUUCUGAUAAAUGUGGGAAGUUGCCAUUAUCCCCCAAACAGAAAGCAAUGUUUGCCAAGUGGGUACGGCCGGAUGACAUAACAAAUAACCCUACGAUGAUUUAUACUGUGUCAAGCUUCAGCAUAAAGCAGACAAUAGUGUCAGAUUGUUCCUUUGUGGCAUCACUAGCUAUCAGUGCUGCAUAUGAAAGAAGAUAUAACAAAAAGUUGAUUACGAGUAUCAUUUACCCUCAGAAUAAGAAAGGAGAACCAGAGUAUAAUCCAUGUGGCAAAUACAUGGUGAAACUUCAUAUCAAUGGUGUACCUAGAAAGGUGAUCAUAGAUGACCAAUUACCUGUUGAUCAUAGUGGGGAGCUUCUGUGCUCUUAUUCUAACAAUAAGAAUGAAUUGUGGGUAUCACUAAUAGAAAAGGCUUACAUGAAGGUCAUGGGAGGAUAUGAUUUUCCUGGAUCAAAUUCUAACAUCGAUCUCCAUGCGCUGACUGGUUGGAUACCUGAAAGAAUUGCUAUGCACUCUGACAAUCAAGCUUUUGAUAGAGAUAGCACUUUCAGAAUGCUCUAUCAGAGAUUUCAUAAGGGAGAUGUCCUUAUCACAACAGCAACAGGUGUGAUGUCUGAAGAGGAAGGAGAAAAAUGGGGUUUAGUUCCAACCCAUGCCUACGCAGUCUUGGAUAUAAGAGAACAUAAGGGGCUUAGAUUCCUCCAGUUGAAAAAUCCAUGGAGCCACUUACGUUGGAAGGGACGAUACAGUGAAAAUGACACAAGAAGUUGGACCCCAGAUUUACAAAAAUACUUGAACUUUGAUCCAAGAACAGCUCAGAAAAUAGACAACGGGAUUUUCUGGAUUGCCUGGGAGGACCUGUGCCAGUACUAUGAUGUUAUUUAUUUGAGUUGGAAUCCAGGUCUUUUUAAAGAAUCUACAUGUAUUCACAGUACUUGGGAUGCAAAGCAAGGCCCGGUGAAGGAUGCCUACAGCCUGGCCAACAACCCGCAGUACAAGCUGGAGGUGCAGUGCCCACAGGGUGGAGCUGUGGUCUGGGUGCUGCUGAGUAGACACAUCACAGAUAAGGAUGACUUUGCACACAAUAGGGAAUUUAUUACUAUGGUUGUAUACAAGACUGAUGGCAAGAAAGUUUACUAUCCAGCUGAUCCUGUUCCAUAUAUCGAUGGCAUUCGGAUCAACAGUCCUCAUUAUCUGACCAAGAUAAAGCUGACCUCUCCAGGAACGCAUACGUUCACAUUAGUGGUGUCUCAGUAUGAGAAACAAAACACUAUCCAUUACACCAUCAGGGUGUACUCCUUGUGCAAGUUUACCUUUUCCAAGAUCCCUACACCUUACACCAUUUCCAAACGGGUUAACGGACAAUGGAAAGGUCACAGUGCUGGAGGAUGUGGGAACUUCAGAGACAGCUACAAAAAUAACCCCAUCUAUCAAUUCCAACUGGACAAGAGUGGGCCAUUACUAAUUGAACUGCGUGGACCAAGGCAGUACAGCGUUGGGUUUGAAAUUGUCACUGUCUCAACAGUAGGAGAUCCUGGUUCCUAUGGCUUUCAGAAGAAGAGCAGUGGGGACUACAGGUGUGGAUUUUGCUACCUGGAAGUGGAGAACAUCCUCGCCGGAGUCUACAACAUUAUCCCCACCACCUUCCUGCCUCAACAAGAGGGCCCUUUUUUCUUAGAUUUUAAUAGCACUUCUCCUCUUAGGGUAUCGCAGCUUCAGUGAGGAGACAGACUGAUGCAUGGCUGUUUAAGGACGUACUCCUGAACUGCCCUGCAGCCUCAGAAAGGUGAAUAACUUACUACAGAUAUGCAUAAAAUAAAAUCGCAUUCUAAGUUAUAGCCAAGAACACAGUCACCAAUUUGGCAGUUGAUCGUGACAGAAAAUUAGAUGUGGUUUUUGCUGCUAUAGUAUUGGCAUGAGCACUGUUCAGCAGGCCUGUGAACAAGCUAAAGUGCUAUAUUCAGACAAACUGGAAGAACAUAAUUUGCUGCAGUUUUUCUACAGUUCAAAUCAAAAUCUAGUGAGUUCAGAGAAAAACUAACACUGAAAUUCUCUCCUCCUAAAGUACAGGUCUAGGGGUAGAAGAUUUUAUUCUGAAAUGUAAAAAUGUAAGAAAAAUAUCCUUGUGUAUUCUGCUUAUUCAUUCUCAGGCCCAACUAUGUAGUAAUUGCCAUUUAUACUGCUGCCUCGACUGUUUACAGCAUUGAAGCACUUCUCACGUUUAAAUGUGAGUUCAUAGCUGCUAAGCACAUAUUCCAGACUGCCACUAAUCAUGUUCAGCUUAUCUCAAGUAUGUACACAGGAGUAAAAGAUAAGGAAGACCUCAGCUUUAGCUACUUCUAAAAAAAGCAAAGGAUUCACUCUUACUAUCUGAACAAUAAUUUUGUGUUACUUUAGUACGCAUCAUAGCACAAGGCAGAUAUGGCUUUCUUACUGCAAGCUGCCAGACCCCACCACCAGAUGGGGAUCAGCAUUGAGAUGGGGAGGGUAACCACCAGCAGUGAGCAGAGCAUGCCCUUCACUUGGCAGAGGGGAAAAGGUUUUCAUCCAAAGGUGUGCCAGAAGAUUCUCUGUACCAACUGAAGUAGCCUCAUUUGCUGGUGCUGCUGGGAGAGUGAACUACCCACUAUUGGCACUCUAGCAAAGCAAUGUUUUAUCCUUGUUACUUUUACAAGUGUUUGGCUCAUAGGAGAAGGAUCAUUUAAGCCUCCUCCCUUCCUGAACUGCAGCUGCUAGAAGGGGGCUUGCUGCUCCUGGUAUAGAAGAUCUCUGUCCUGGAAGUUACCUUUUGCUUCUAAAUUGAAACUGAUGAAAAAGUGUAGCAGUUGGCCAGUGGCAGCAGUAGGAACACGGUUAAAGUUCUUAAGAAAGCAGUGGAAUUGGGAUGACUCCAGGAAAAACAUUGUUAGAAGGCUAUUGCCUGCAUUCCUAUAAGAUAUACACACACAGAAUAGCUGAAGAGGAUUAACGAUAACUGAGUUUCUUUCCUUCUUAAUUCAAAUACUAACUGAUCUUAAUGUUGCUGGUUGUUUUUUCCUUGAAUGACAGAACUGCCUGUGACAAAAGGGUGCUUUUAAAGCCACCACAGGAAGCUCUUUGCCCUUCCUGUUUGUCAAGUUUUCAAGCAAAAAGGUGGCAUUUUCAGAGCACAGGUGCCACUUGUUUGUUAGGAAACUCAGCAUGUGCUACAGAAGAACCAGAAAUACCUGGGGGUAAAAUUACUCCUGCAGAAGUCUCUUGGCCCUCUCCAGAUAGUCGGAGCUCCUUUCUACUUCAUCUCCACCAUCAGGCAGCUGGUUAGUGAACGUCUGGCUUUCAAAGGACAGUGAGUACACACACACACACACACACACACACACCUUUUCGGACUGCAGUUCUCUCAGAGGCCAUGUGGGCCUUGUGCUGAGCUUUCUCAGUGUGAUGUACCACCUUUUGCAGCAUAUCAGCACAGAGAACAGCAUGGGCAUAAGCUGAGCAAAAACCUAUUAGGUUCUUCGCAGCUGUCCUGGGCUUCUGGGUGCAGCCAGUUGUGCCAAGGACCGUUCCUCCCUACUGAAUUUAAACUUCAUUUGCUUACGUGUUCCCUGUAACCCUGUGUUAUGUGUUUUGCUCAGGUUAAAGCAGGGCAGCAGUCCUGCAUGUAUUUUAUCACCUAUGACAUCUGAACUUUCAAAAUUACAAAAGGCAGAUGCCAGAACUGCUCUUACUUCUCCCCAGCUGUUAAGAUCAAGCUGGUAGACCACAGUAAAAUCAAGUUCUCAUCUGUACUAGGAUUCUGGUCUAGAGUAAGUUUUUUCUGUUUAUUUAUUUCUUCCUCCUCCAAGCACAUGCUGGUGCCAAAGCUUAUGGUGGAAGAAACAAGCAUAUAAGGCUCAGCUUCCAUAUUGUACUGAAGCAAGAGCAAGGAACGUACUUACUUUCUCAAUGCUCCACCAAUGCUGUAUCUUAGCAACACGUUACACACAGUAGUCAGUGGAUGGGGCUUAUGCCUGUAAGGGGACAGGACUGAAGUUUGGUAUUGCUGCCCUUUUAAUUAAGUCUUAUUCAAAUACUGCACCUACAUGGUCAGUGGAAUAUCACUGUUUACAGAAUGCUCAGGUGUAGUGUUUCCAAGGAAAUAGAAAAUAUUCUUGUAACACGCUCCAGUCUCUGCCCCUUCUGCUUGUAACAAAUUCCUCUUAUGGUAUUUUCUUGCCCCUUUUUUCUUAGAGAAAUUGUUCACAUAAGUAUCUGUAUUUUCCUUUGAUCUCUUCUGCCAAAUACAUAACUCUUUUUUUUUUUUUCCACAAAUCUGAAAAAAAUGAGUGGAGGGUGAACUGCUCCUUAAAUUACAGCACAGCCUCAGCUGAAGACACGGGUUAUGUUAUUCUUUCCCUUACUUCAUUGCUAUGAUUACACCAUAGAGAUUAAAAAAUGCUAUGACAGAAUAUUAGAUACUGAGUUAAGCUGGGAAAGGUUGUACUGCAAAACUUCCAGCUGUAGGGAGGGGAACUGAAAGAGCUGCACAGCCACAGCUCAGAGUGGAGCAAGGGAACACUGCCCACAUCACUUCCACCAUGACAGUUAUGACCCUCAACUCUUCUCUGCCUUUUAAACAUGAAAAUACAAAACCUCAUUAAAUUUACCAACAAGCAUACUUCACUCUGAGUGUACAGUAUGUGACUAUUGAAAACUGUCCAAGCUGCAAAACAAGGCAGCCAAAUACCAAUGAAAGCUGGAUGUUGGGAGGAGCUCUAAGAGCGUUUAUACUUUCUUUGAUUCACUGAGGGAAGAUUACAACAAAUAGAUGAUUUUUACUUCUGUCAUUGGUGCUGAGGGACAACUGGAGAACCCUCUUCAGAAGUUUUAACGUUCUCCAUGCUUAUACACUGAGAAAGCUUUUCUGUAUUUUGGUUUGGGGUUUUUGUUUGUUUUAAAUCCUACCUUAGAGCUCCAUACAAGACCCUGUGUGCUGCUUUUGGUAACUCAGGAUGAGCCACCCCCCCCCCCCAGCACAUGCAUCUCUGGUUGUUAUGCUGGGAAUGCAUGGGAUGAGUCCUUCGUAGUCAGACCCAUCAGUUUUCCAAGGCUUUCUGCAAUUCAGUACAUGGAUGAAUGGUAACAACACUUCCUCUUGCAUCUGCCUCAUGAGUCUUGAGUUUCAGUCAUACUUUGCUGCUGCAAGUCUCACUGAACUGUUUUGUACAGUGAUUACACAGCUGACCAUGCAGACAAUACGGUGUUGGAACAACUGGCUGCUUACAAUUAAAUCUACGUACAGAACCACAGAGGUUUUCAUUGCUUAGUCAAACAAGGACAUAUUAAUUUGUGUGAUAAUGCCAAAGAGUAGAAGAAUUCCUACGUUAACUGUUGCUUUAUACAUUCUCGCUGCUCACAAAUACUUUGAUACACCAGAGGCUUAUUUUUAUACCCAUGAAGGCAGCUACUAUCACAUUACACAUCAGGAUACGUAAAGAUUCCAACAGAAAAGUAACUGGAAAAAAACUUGCUGAUUUACCUGUACUCCCCAGUGAUGUAUGUUCAUUUAAGUUUGUCAUAUUUAUAAUUACAGCUUUUACAGAGUUUAAAAUAAAAUGAGUUUUCCAUUAA